Molecule: messenger RNA, 14654 nt
Organism: Pocillopora meandrina
Lineage: Eukaryota; Metazoa; Cnidaria; Anthozoa; Scleractinia; Pocilloporidae
Source: the annotation of a GenBank genome assembly
AUGUCGUACUUUCUUUCAAGAUGCUUAAGUUUGUUAACAGUAACCUUUAUAUUUAGAGGACCGCUGCUUACAUCAGCCGUUAAAGGUAAGAUCUUUCAUGGUACAAGUGAAAUUUUUAAACAUUACCACAACAUACACGGACAUUUGCAAAAUACGCGGAUAUACUUCAAUCGAUUGGCAAUAUCGAAUCAGACUUCAAAACGCUUCUUCAAAAGAGAAAGAAAGCUGUUAUCACUUCACCAUUUACGUCAUUGUGGUGUUGGGUGAAGAUUGCAAUACUGAAAUCAAAGAAAAAAAGAUAUUGUUUUUUUUUCUCAACAAUCUUUUUCCUUUAAUAUUUUACAUAUUCAAGCAAGUGCAGCCCCUCGAUUACCGAACACCUGCUGUGUUGAGAUAGAUUAGUAGUCAUUUUAUGACGUACGUUUUCGUUUUUCCUUUCCUUAUCUUUCUUAAGAUAUAUAGAAAUUAUAAAUAUUUUUUGUUAAGCUGCCAAAAAAGGGAAAAUAAUUCUAAUCGGAAGGAUUUCAAGAAACUAAACUGUCACGCUACGUUUUUCAUGACCCUCACAACACGCGUGCUGUCUUAAUUUAUUUUACCACAUGCGCUUAUUUAAAUAGCAGACUUACGUAAACAUAAUCAAUCUUUCGUGGGGAUAAGUUCUAAACUGUUUUCAUGAAAAGUAACCUUAAAUUGUUGCACUUAAGUCACGAUCAUUCUAGGAUCAAAUCAACCACACGUUACAAUAAUUAUAAUUUCGAAAUUUCCACAACAUGAAAAGGAUUGAUGGUGAAAUUGUGUAAAGAAAAGAUAUGCUUACACCCUUAAACAGGUGUAUGGUUACUGGAUUACUGCUAAUGGGUGCUUUUCGUGUCUUACAUAAAAGUUAAUAAGGUUCCCUAGAGCUGACAGCUUCUCUGUGGUCAGCCCAGUCAGUCGCUCGCCCGCUGAAAGACAUUUCUCGUUUACCUUUCAAAUUUGCAUACAUUUUUUUGCCAUCGGUUAAAGAGAAAAACAUUGGCCAUUCGUAUGGAAAUUGUACCUUUUUGUUAUACUACAACGGCAUAUAAUAAUUAGGUGAGUUUGGUCGAAAAAUGAUUCGUGUGCGUCUUGACGUUAAUUUAUGUAUAUGACUUGUGAGUGCAUUAACAAAUACUUUGACAUAUUUUAUUACUAAACGAUUUUAUUUAGCAUGUAAAACAGUAAAUGCAGCCAAUGUUGUGUUUUCGUUUCAAGCAUUGCCAUAAAUUUUUGUUGAUCAUAGAAAAUGACUGUUUCGUCAUGUUUCGCUUUAUCUUUAGACUGUCCUUUUGAAUGGAGAGCUUUUGACAGCUCAUGCUACAAGAUCAUGACCAACUUUCUUUUCUCAACGAAACUUAGCUGGGGCAAUGCUCGUUCAGUGUGUUUAGGAUUUGGCGGAGACCUUGUUAGUAUAACAAACAAAAAGGAGAUGGAUUUUGUUGACGAGAUAUCGUCAGGUAUCGGAAGUGAACUAAUUUGGAUUGGUUUGAUUGACUGGCUCCAUGAUGGUGAAUUUGCCUGGAGUGAUGGUACUCUUUUCAAUGGGUCAGUUUACAAUAACUGGGCAGGGAGACAACCAAGUGGAGGAGAAUACUGUGUUGCCCACAGCAUAAGCGAAAGACGAUGGCAUGACUAUCCUUGUUCUCAUACUUUUGAUUACAUCUGUGAGAAGCCGAGAGGUAGGCGCAGUGAUCACCUUUUCUCUGUAUGUCUAUUGUUUAAAAUUUUGCAAAGUGUAAUGAUCACAAUUACAGUCGAUGAUUACAAUCGAAAUAAGAAUAGCAAAUAAACUGUCAACAAUCAGUCAAGAGAAAGGCCAUUGCUAACAGUGUUACGAAGUUAUUUAUCUGCUCAAAAUCUUCUGAGACAAUUUCUUGCUGCACAUGUAAAUGCACAUAUAAAUGACGCUUGAGAGCUUCGGAGAGAAAUUUGAACAAAAUCUCGCCUUAAUCCUUCCUUUAAAAAUUUUUCAGUUUACAUUUUUCGUUAUUCUCAUCUCUAUUCUGCUUGAUAUUUUAUGGAUACUUUAAAGAAAAAUACUAUCUUGGUCACUCAUGGGAGUCAAAGGGUUAAGAUUGACCGAAAGCAGAAAUGUUCACGGCUCUUCAACAACGCAAGGCGACGAUAAUUUACCCGAUUAGUAAACAGAGUUUUCUUUGUAAUGAAUUAGUUGUUGUAAUGAGUUAGUGUGCUCCCUUUAUCACAUUGAUAUUGGUGUCAAGUAUAGAUUUAGAGAGGACUGUCGGUGCAGUCUCAGGAAAGAAUAAAAUAUACAUAAGAAAAUCAAACAAGCUUUAUUGUGUCAACUACAUCUUGCUUCCUCUAUAGGCAAACUUCCGUGUCCUUCCACUUGGUAUUUUUAUGGCUCGUCAUGUUACAAAGGAAGUAAAUCUGUUUCGUCUUGGAAAGCUGCAAAAGAGGACUGUCAUGUAUCUGAUGGGUAUUUGAUAAAAAUAGACGAUGCACCCGAGAACAAUUUUACGAAAGUCUUCCUCCAGAUCACAGGACUUACAACGACAAACGAGGUAAUAUUUCCAUUACUACCGAUAACAGCCCUUAACGUUAUCAAUGAAUAGUUGACUGCUGAUAGAAAUCUAGUGCUAUUUACUUUAAAGUAAAAGUAUAACGUGCACUUGAGCCGAGUGACUCACCCAGCCGGAGCUUAUCCCGGUCUCCUCAGCAUGACUAGGAGUAGCACCACUCCCUCUGAAAUGGGAUACUAGUCCACAGCAAGGUUACCCCUCGGCAUUUCAUCAGGCUUCCCUAACAAUUCAACGGUACACAUUUGUACUCCGGGAUUGAGGGAGGCAUUGUGAGAGAAAAGUGUUUUGCCCAAGAACAUAACACUUUGAACCAGCCGGAUCUCGAACCCGGACCUCUUGACUCGGAGUCCUGGGCACUAGCCAUCAAGUUCCCCCCCCCCCCCCCACAGUGAUUCAAACAUCCCAAUUUAUGUCCAUACGCAAUAGCGCUGGUAACCCUUCACUAUUCGUGCUUUUUCGGUAAAAUUUUUUACCUUCCAGGAAAAUAGUUUCUAUAUUGCUGGAAUUGAAAAAGGAUGUGUAUUUCCGGAUUUGCUUUUGUUUUGUAAGAUACUGCUCAGAAAUUCGAGUUUAAAGAUAUUGAGAAGUCAAACCACGCCCAAAUUGUUUCAUCUUCUGAAUUACCUUGGAUCACUCGGGUGUGAUGAAAUAUUUUUAAAUUAAUAACAUAAACGUUUUGCACAGUGUAUGAGGCUGUGACGCACCCUGAUGGUUUGCUUUUAAGCAAGACAUUUUAUUCUGUAGUACGUUUGGAUUGGCCUCAGUGACAUCCAUCACGAAGGAAGAUUUGUGUGGGAAGUGGAUAACAGUACCGUCAACUUCACUAAUUGGGCAAAGAGGCAGCCUGACAACUGGAACGAUAGCGAAGAUUGCGUGGUCGUGGGUGCUGAAAAAUACUUCGGUUUGUGGAAAGAUCAGAAGUGCGAUCGUUGGUUUCUGUAUAUCUGUGAACGGCCGGCCAGUGGUAAGCAAAAAAAAUGAUCUUCAAAACAAAAAAAAUUGCGAUAGCCUCUUCGGGUAACAGACUGACUAGAAUCCGAUUUGACCUGUUAUCAUACAAGUGAUUUGUUGAUCGCCGACACAUUACAAAUUUAAGUCCUUUUAUUAAUUAAUCGAAACAAUACCCUUAAAACAUCGCAUUUGACUUUUUUUCCCACGAAAAAACUGGAUCCAAUAAGCAAUCUAACUGCAUCCGCAACUGAAAAGUACUGUACAAUAAAACAGGCAUGACGGAGAAAAAACGUUAUGUACUAUAGCAAAUAUACAAAAAAGGAAAACAAAUGUUCUUUCAAACCGUUGACCAAUCAAAUGAUCAUUUUUUUCUCAGGUAUUGCAUGUUUUCAGUGCUCAAGUAACUCGUCUUUCACCGACUGCGAAGCCCAACAGGUUGUAGUCAACUGUUCAUUUCCACAACAGUAUUGCUUUAAGGAGAGGAAUUCGACACAAGACGACAAUGAACAAGCCGCCGUCUUCUACAAAGGAUGUACCUCAGCAGAUCGGUGUACAAAAGAAAAGAAGGACUCUGUAGAAUGCUGUGAAAACAACCUCUGCAAUAAAGGUAAGCGUAAAUUAGGUUUCUGCCCAUGGCUAGUGCAAGGCUGGAUACCAGAGGUUCCUGACAUGACGAGGGGACCAAAGAGGUAGAUGUUAAUGGUGCACCUUGAUGGCAAAUUUUGAUAUUAGGGCCAGUUUUUCCCCCUUUCAAUAUCUGGCUUCGUGGUCCCAUUGGUAACGGCGCCUAACUGGUAUACUUGAGGUAUAGCAUGGGUUCAAUCCCUUCAAUGCCUGAUUUUGCAACGUAUGAAAUUAACUUUAGUUAAUCGGUGAAGAAUAGUCAGACCACUUCGUUACUUAGCAAAAUGUCUGCCAACAUCUUGCAGAAGAAAAUGAUGUAGCUCCAAGUUUUUUUUUUAUUCAGAUAUUACCUGUUACCAUUGCACAAGCAACGUAUCAUUUACUGACUGUGCCAGGAAGCAAACAGAAGUGUCCUGUACGUUGCCAAGGAACCGCUGUGUCAAACUCAAAUAUUCCAACAGAGUCAACUACCAAAAAUUUUACAAAGGGUGCGCCGCAACUGAAGAGUGCAAAGUCACGUCUGAUAAAUCAUUUGUGGAAUGCUGUGACGACAACUUGUGUAACAAAGGUAAUUACAACUUUAACUUUUUUUUCCAUUCUCAUUUUCUUUCUUUUAUUGUAUGUAGGUUCUUGUUCAUGAGUCUUGCUGUUACAUGUUGCUAUACGUUGAUCUCAAGCUAAUUUCGAUCAAUCAGUCAUUACUAUUACUCUAUCUACCAAAUUUUUUUAAAUGAAGGUAUGAGAGAAUGCUGACCUCUGUUACAGUAAUUCUACUGAAGAAAUUUGCAACAAAAAAUAUACAAAACUUAGAUAUACAUGAUGACAACAGUAUGAUGAAUCGCUUUAAGUGUAGCCGAAAUGCGCGUAUCAUUUCUCUUCCUCAGUUUAUAAGAAGUCAAAACCCAUCCCUACUGAGAAAAAUAACCAAGUUGAUCAUCUAAUAUUAUAAGAUACCGCACGCACAAGGCCUCUUACUUCCUAUGGAACUACCAUGCUAAAACUCCAUAUGUACCGCACGGGCGUGCAUCCAACACACGACGUGUGCAAUUUCGCUUCGGCUGAAACUUCCCGUCGUGUUUAGCCGCAUGUUUCAAAGAUUUCAAAAUUUUUUCCGUUACAUCCUCAUUGAAAUAGAACUUUUAGGGCUCAAAAUGAGAAGUAGAUAUGCUAAAUAAUACUCGUUUAGAAAAACAAUGAGCAUGAAGUUCUUUCAAGCGACGAAAUUAAUUUUGGAGUUGACUAUACUUCAUUCCCAAACGCAAUGCGAAUUAUGGCUGAAAAAAAACUGAGCUUUCUGACUUCAACUGACACUGUGCGACUUUGGGAACUCUUCAUUAGAACGGUAAAUGUUGUUUUCAAGCGUCGAUAUCCACACUAAAUGUUGUUCAGUGUUUUGAAAUCGUACAGUUUUCAAUAGAAAGCUACGCAAUUUUAUGGUCGUAAACUAUAGUGAACAACAAUUCAAGCAGGUAAAUCUACUACCACCCAUUCCACAAAAAGUGGGCCCAAUAGCCAUUUUCAAUGUCUUUGUUUUGCGGAGGCCACAAGAAAAGUUAUAGCCGUACAUUUUUAGUGCCCAGGUAGAGUAGACAUGGUAAGUUCAAAGCCCCAAAUGCAAAGUCGUAUGUAUCUUAUACCAUUUUUUUGCAUUUGGAGCUCAAAACCCCCUAAAAGUACUUUUUUUCAGUGUCCACGAUGGAACGGUAGAACAAACAUCUUGAUUAUAAACCUCUGAAUGAUCCCCGGGUAAACAUUCGAUAUGUGUAAACCGUCCAAUAGUAAAUGAACUUAAAAUAAAUUUUGAUGUUUCAUAGUGCACUGCAUUAGUCCGAUUUUAGUAGUCACAGAAUUGAUGUCCACAAAUUCUUUGUAACUUCCGUUACCGAAAUAAGAAAAGUAAUUUAACUGCGUUAGAAAUCCCUGUAUAAUCUCUUCUUACCGUCAAUUACUUAUUGUUUCAUCGCAGUUUCAAUAUUUUAAGUCAUCACCUCCUUUUCUACAAGUGGCAAUGAUAGACUUCCCUUUGAAUGAGGCCGAAGAGCACCGUAUGGUUAAGAAUGUAACUUCCGUUACCAGUGUUUAGCGAAAACAAAAGUUCCUUUGCUUCAAAAUGUUCUGUGCAAGUACGAAGGUACCUACAAUCAGUAAGCUCACAGACUUAUAUUAACUGGCUUGUGUCUUGGAAAGAAGUGGAGGCACAAAAGAUCUCAAACUGUAACUUCCGUUACUGUAACUUCCGUUACCAUUUAUUUUGGAAUAUCUUAAAUACGCGUCCUUUGGUUGAGUUGCACUUUGGAACAUCAUCUGGCUGUCUAAAGUCGCGGCAAAAUAAACAUGACUGACAUUAUUGACAUUCCAGUGUUACGCAACAACCCCUCCGUUGCCGUAUUGCGACACAUUCGCCAAGACCGAAGCGUUUGUUACAAAUUUCUCAAUUUUUCAUUGUCAGUCGUUCAUCGAAAUUGACAAAAUCCAAAGGUGAGUAGUAUCAAUAUGAUGUACAUACAAAAUUUAUUUGUAUUGACGUUUUCUUUUGGCUAAAAGCCUCGUUUUCUGUCAGACAGUAAAAAUGUAACGGAAGUUACAAAAACUGGAAGUGGCUUGUUAGGGCCUUAAAACGGGUUUUGGAGUCACAAGAAUGAAAAUUUUGAACAUCAGAGUAGAAUAUAUCGUAAAAAUAAUCAUAUCUAAAUGUUUAAGCUGUAGGCGUUUAGAGAUAUUUAUGAAUAAACCAAUUUUAAACGGCGUAUUUAAAUAAUAAAACUGAAUCGUUGCGUGACAUAAUUGGACCUACUCUUCACACGAUCGCAGAUGCCAAAAAGUCGUGCAGAGAUUCAAAAGGCUUACCGUGAAAGGUAAAAACAGAAAGAAGGGAGAGAUUACGUGGAAAGAGAGAGGACAAGAAAAAGAAAAGCCUACAUACCUGCUGCAAAUUUGGAUGACAAUGCCCUUAAGAAGCGAAGACUGGACCAAAAAGCCCGGGUGGAAAAAUACCGGAAAGAACAGAAAGAAAAACAGUGUGCCAUCGAAAGAGCAGCAGAAGCUUCAUCCACUCAAAAACGUCAAACCCGGAGUGCCUCUAAAGAAGCUGAAAAAGUGCCCCAUUUGAUGGUAAAGUUCAGUAACCCUAACCCUAACCCUAACCCUAAGAUCUCUAUAUUUUCUUCUUUGUAGGAGCAGAGCACUUUAAUAGUAUGAUUUUUAUUUACAUGUUGCCCUGUAUUAAGUAUAUACUACGUUGAUUUUGAAUAACUUAAAACGAGAACUUAAAAAGUGGAAAAUUAUUUUAAAGAUCGGUGAUUUUUUUUUUGCCUAAAGUGAUUUUCAAGUAAGUACAAUAAAAUGUUUCAUAACUACGGAAAUAUAUGACCUUUGGUGCUAAUUUUUGAGGUAUUUACUCUUCGAUAUUUGCGCUUUAAAUUGAAUGAUUCGCCACGUACUUUCUGUGAAACUGAUUUUUUUCGAUUUUCCAAGUGACAUUGGGCCCACUUUUUGUGGAAUGGGUGUACACGCGACUCGUAAAUGCAAGAAAUUCGUUUUUCGGACGGUUGAUAUUAUUUUUAAAUUUUAAUAUUUCCUUUAAUAUUAAAGUAUUGUUCAAUAGAAGAUUUAAAAACCCUUUAAUUUCAUAAGUUUUAAAAAUUUACAACAUCGUCAAACCUACACAAUAUUCUGGCCGUAGAUUUUAGUAAACAAAGAUUCAAGCAUGCUGAAUCUACUACGUGGUCACGUGCAUACAAGAAAUUCGUUCGUUUUUCGCUUCUGAGCAGAAAAUUAACAAUUCUUUGAAUAAAGAUUUGGUCUUGAAAUAUUUCUUGGUCGUUUCAUUCAUAGGUAGGACACGAUUACCUUUUCAACCCGACUUAGUUGUAAUAACCCUUUUUUUCGAGCAUAACUUGUGUCGGCAUGCUCUGUUGUAAAGGAAUUGGUUGUUGCUUAAGCUGUGCGUAUAUCAAGUCAUGGACACCCUCGGGAAGUUCGGGGAGGACUCAAGAAGCAAGCGUUUCUCUCGCACUCUCCAAACUUUCCGCGUGCAUCCAUAACUCGAUCGAUAUACGCGUGCUAUGCAUGGAACAAGAUAGAUAAAUAGAUAGAUAGAUAGAUAGAUAGAUAGAUAGAUAGAUAGAUAGAUAGAUAGAUAGAUAGAUAGAUAGAUAGCUUUAAUAAAAAUCGCAUGGCAGCCUAAUAAGGCUGAAUUGCAUGAUUAUUUACAAUACAAUACUGGCAAUAGUUUUGUAUAUAGUCAUCUAAUCGAACAAAUUUUUUCAUUGUAGAAUCGGAGUUGAGUUGUUUCAAAUGCAGCAGCACGGUUUCCCACGACGAAUGCCAAAAAAGACGCCAAGAACACGUCUGUAUGAGUUCAAGGGCUGAUCGCUGUUAUCAUGCCUCCAUGCAACAGACCUCACGGGAUGGAUCCAGCGUUACUAAGCACUUUGGGUAUGGGUGCACUUAUCACUUAAACUGUAACAACACUGGAUAUUUUUUCGCUGGUUGCGUUGAGUCAAGUGAUGCUUGCCAAGUGCGAUGUUGUGGCAAAAAUCUUUGCAACGAAGGUAAACAUGAGCAAAAACGUUCCUGUUGAGUUUACCAACACAGGAAGAAGAUAUUGAUAGGAGAGUUUAAAGAAAAGCUUCGUUUAAACUUAGAAUGUUAAAUUUGGUUUAGCGAAAGCGUUUGUCUAUGAGAUGUUACCCGCCAAAUACGUUGGCAGGAAACUUGCCGGUUAUUCUCAAAGAAAACCUGCCGGUGCAGAAUUCCCUUAAGGCUCAUGUCAUUUCCUGAAUAGACAUCCUUUAAAGUCAACAACAUACGGAAAUUCACAAUCAGCAAGUUUUUCUUUGACAGUUCACCAUAUUAAAAAUUCUGGUUUGGUAUCUUUCGGACAUAGGUACUUUUCCGGAAUAGUCUUGUCUUUUUUUUCCUUUUUCUUCACCUGCACUGCUGAUGUAAAAUUGACGAGGAAAACAUUCUUGGAAAUGUACUUUGUCAGCUUACAUGAAGGUGAAAUAAUAGGGAAAGCCUGUGAACACAGAUUUGCAUAUUUUCUUGCAGUUUCAGCGACAGGAGAAGAAGUACCCUCGAAGGUCAACAACACGAUAGUGUACUUAUCACUGGCUACCGCUGCAGGCUUGGUAGUGCUGUGCUUCAUUACAGGCUUCUGGUGCUACAGGAAGUCACAUCACAAGCAAAUGAAAAGGUUAAAUCUACUUGCUGAUUACUACGUUUCCUGUUAGUUGUAAUAGUUUUUGACUUAAAUCAUGAAAUUCAUCAAAUGUAAAGCACACAAUAUUUCGCCUGAUCAUUUUAGCCUUCUCCAUGGAUGUUUGAGAACGUAGCGGUUUACGACGUUGGUGAAUUUGCAUGUUUUCCAGUUUUCAAAUCAUCGAUCCAAUUCGAGCCAUUGUUUAUCUUGAAUGAGUAAAUCGGAAGUGCUUUCAUUACGUCAAACACACAGAAAAUACUUCUGAUGUAUACAUAUGAAACAAUUAUUUCGCUCUUUUCGUGACAGUGGGAAUUUUUAGAACACUAGUUUGUGCAUACGAACCUCGACGGUCACAUUCCUUGCUAUCACGGUCGUUUCCACCCAAUAGUCGACAAAGUAAUCUGUCUUCAUCACAAGACGCGUCUUGAAAAGAUACUCCAUAUGAAAGUGUAGGUUAUAAAAUUUUUAAUCCCUGGUACCCCUCAGAAUUUCAAACAAUCUGCGACAAAGGAGGAGCCACAUCUGGUUAUCUUAAAAGACUGACUUUGUAGUUGUUUUUCUUAGAUCAAUAAGGCAUACGCGUGAAAUUAUCGCACUUGACAAAUGGGAAAUUCUUCCUGAGGAAAUAGAAUACGAAGAGGAGCUAGGCCGCGGCGCCUUUGGCGUGGUCUAUAAGGCCACUCUUAAGAAACGACAAGGAAUUGAAAUUUUUGACCCUGGAAAAAAACAGCAGCAAGAUGACAUAAACCACGUGGUGGCGGUAAAAGAAUUGCAAGGUACUUUAAAACCCUAUUAAGGCUUUUUAGACGAUUUUUGUUCCAAAUUUCGAAUUUUCUACUUCAGUUUACUUUAUCUUAAACAUCACUGAAACAUCCAAAUUUAUGUGGUUGAGGCGAUAUUUUUGGAAAUGUAGACUUCACAUUUUAAAAGUUAUCCAUCAAGCUUUAUAUUAGGUUGGUUUAUACGUGAGAGAAAACUUUUCAAAACGAAUCAAGGAUAAAGCUUGAGGUAUGGAAACUAAAUUUCAAUUCGCUAUAUUUCACAUAAAAUGGAAAUAAAAUUGAGAAUACUCGCUCAGUUUCAUUUACCUUUGAUUUCACCAAUUAAUGGUCCUUCAGUAUAGAGGGUAUACAUUUUCAAAGGCAGUCGCGUCUCCAAAAGGGAAAUCCGUGGAACAAAAUGUUUAAACACCUAACAUCUUAAUGUUUUCCCUAGUUGAUUCAAGCGAGGAACAAGUGUUAGACUUUCUUAAUGAAAUAUCCCAAAUGAAGUUGUUAGCUGCACACCCGAAUAUUGUGUCUCUUGUUGGAUGUUCCACACUGCGCAAGCACAAAUUCCUGGUGUUGGAGUAUGUUCCAUAUGGUGACUUGUUAGACUGGUUACGAAAGAAAAGGCAAUCGGUGGGGAAAAUGUUUAAUGAAUAUUCAGUAGAAUUUAGAUCCAGUUUCCCAAACCAGACAUUUUAGUUGCAAGGGGGCAUUAUAAGGGGGCUGCUACAAUUUUUCUGCUCGCUUUCAACUUCAGGCUUCGUAUCUCAGUUGUUAGAGACGACUAACAAGUACACGGAAGUCAUUGAUUCAAGUACAUAAUAUAUUUCCAAGCUUGGAAUUUUUCAAUUUCUUCAAUUGCUAUCUUUGCACAAGGACCAGAAGAUUGUGGAUCAAAUUAUGGUCUUUUCAAGUUCAGUCAUAACUUUCUGACCGACAUUCGCUUCUUAAAAUGACAGGGUCUUAUAAAACCUGUUUUCCACUUUUCUCACUCAUAUUUGUGAUGUAGUCAAUCCAGGUAUGCUUACAUCCUCUCCCCUUCAAAAACAAAACAAAACAAAAACAAAAACGAUUUAUAUUCGACAUUAGCAAAUGCACAAGUAGUUGAAUUCAUUGUUAGAAUCCAGUGAGACAGAUAAGUACGUAAGCGUGUGUUUAAGAAUUUUUGCGAUAGUUGGAUAAUAUGAAACUUCAGACGAGGCCUCAAAUCAUUUUCAGAAACAUUGCAUACUGAAAGUUGUUGGUUUUCUGUUAUUCUCUUAUCCUGCGAUCCUCUGAUUUCUCAAAAACGUCUAUUUAUUGUUCUUAAGAUCAAUCUGUAUCUGGCCUCAGAGGAAAAACGAGCAGAGAAUUUUUAUGAGGAAAAAGAACCACAGAGCAAUCAAUGCCAAGUGAGUAAGUCAAAUAAAAAAAAAUGGAGUUGCGCCCAACAAAAAUAUGGCACAUUGGAUAUGCACAUAAAAUCUAACUGAAGGAGAGAAAUUAGGUAAAACGAAAGACUACGAGGGAGAAACAUUCAAUUUACGACGUAGUAAGCCUCUAGUGAUGCUCAUUGUUCGUUUGCUUUUUUCCCCAGUUAUACACUCUUUCUAUAACACUCAAAAGUGGGAUGUAGGCUGUGUGGCUCAGGACACAAUGCAAACCUUUCAAUAAACUGAUCAGUACAUGUAUAACAAAAUAAGGUUCUUGUGGGACUUAUCUGUUUAUCUAGCUUAUAUUUUCUUUCUUUCUUUUUUCUACAUUUAUCAAAGAAAACCGAGUCAGAGAUAAAGCCAUCACAGUUGGUUUCAACUGAAGCUACAGAACAAGGAAAAGUAGGAGAGAAGGACUUUUCCACAUGGCAGCUGCUUUCUUUUGCUGCACAAAUAGCAAGAGGAAUGGUAUCAUUAAUUCAUUCACUAAUAUCUCUCAACUAUUCUAUUGAUAUUUCAGUUAUUUCUAUUUCAAAGUUAUUUACCCUACCAAAUUGUAAUAGUAAAAAUUGAAAUAAAUUCCUUGUCUCUGCCGUUUAACGUAUGAUUGUAAUCCUGAAAAAAAAGACACGUGAAAAGAAAGAAUACUAUAAAUGUUAUGCAGAGGCGAUUCACCAAAGGGAACUACCACAGAGAAUGAAUUUCAAGUUUAUUUCUCAAAUCUCCUGAAUAAUCUUACGAUAUGAAAAGUCAGCGGUGAAGACCAAAUAAAGUUACAAAAAAGAAAGAAAGGGAUGGGUCCAGAUUUUUCAAACUGUUAUUUGAAGAAAGCAACCUUCAAUAAUUUUUAAAUGCCGUUCUUUACCAGUUUCUUUUUUUCUUCUCUAGAAUCAUCUUGACGAGAGGGGUUUCGUUCAUCGUGAUCUAGCAGCCCGUAAUGUUCUGGUUGGCAAUGAUAAUCGAGUUAAAGUAUCAGAUUUUGGGCUGAUGCGUCAAGUAUAUGAAGACGUUUACACCAUCAAAAAGACGAAGAAACUCCCUAUCAAAUGGAUGGCUCCAGAAUCGAUUUAUUACAGUGUUUUUACUACCAAAAGUGAUGUGUAGGUAUUCGUCUCUGUGUAGGAGUUUUUUAAGCCGAAGAAAAUGUUCUUCGUUAAAUAUCAUCAGGUUCGUGAAAUUGGACAAGAAAAAUAAAGCAAAACAAAUAUCAAUUAAACUUAUCAUAGUAUUGGUGGGAUAUUUCUUUUUCGAAUUAGAAGCAAUGUGUAAAGCUUUUAAAGAGGCAUUUCUUCUUUUCCUCCACAGAUGGUCCUAUGGAGUGCUUUUAUGGGAAAUGGCUACAAUGGGUAAAUUCCCUUUGAUUUCUCAGCUUUUGUAGAUAGAUGAUAGAUUGAUAGUAUGUGUGUCCAAUUCAAACCGGGUUAGUUAUUUCACGUCGUGACAAAUAAAGCCGUUUUAUUCGGUGACCAUUUUUUUUGUAAUUGAAUGCACGGUAAAUGUUAACGCUUAUUAUAUACAAUUGCGAUAUUUGUCAUAGGUAUUGCAAGUACUUUUAUGAAUACAUUGGUGUUUCGUGCUUUGAAGAGAAAAUAACUUCCUAUUAUUUCCUCAUAGUGCUUUGUAUCAACCUUGCCGUAAGUGAAUUAUUUUAGAGCCUUUGCCAUCCAUGCCUAUGGAUAAGGAGAUCGUGUCGUGUGCUUAAAACAUCAACCAAUAAUGUGGCUUCCUUUACAACCUAUACUGAAAUCUUUUUGUUUCAAUAAUUGUUGGACUUGUUUCCUUUUUACCGGUGUAGUGAUUUUCGUCUCAUCUUCUACACAGGAGGAGUUCCAUACCCAACGCUGACUAAUUCCCAAUUGUGUAAGCUACUGAAGACAGGUUAUCUUAUGGGGAGACCUGACAUGUGCUCUGAUGAAGUGUAAGCAUCAUGACUGUGUAACGGUUAACAGCGUUUUAGGGGAUGAUUUUUAAAAAAUAUCAUUGAUGCAUUUGCCUUUGUCAUGGUUAGCUGUGUUUGCUAUUACCAUGGUUAUCUCCACAGUUGCUCUUUUUCUUUUUUUCCGCUUUUUAAAUUUAUUAUUUUUGUUUUUUGUUUUCUCCGUUUUACUUUGCUCACAUGCUCAGUUCUCACCAACCAGAAUUUUUAAGACACGAUUAAUUGGCUAAUAACUCCUCGCCUAACUCUGAUGAUGACUUCCGCCUAGCUUAUCGAAACGUCGGUAACUAUCCCCAAUAAAAGUCCAUCUAAGAAGUAUUUUCACUCAAACGAUCAGACGAGACGAUCAAAAGGCACCUGCUAGAUCAAUCAAAUAACUUCAUCUGCAUCGAAACUCAAUCACAACUGCUUUUGUUGUAACUGUUGUUAAGUUAAAGAUUAAGUUGGGUUAGACAUUAGUGACGCUUAAGAUCAAAAGGGCUACUAUAGUACCUCGUGCGUUGUUGCUUGAGAGAGAGUUAUUGCCAGAGUGUUAUCUGCGAAGUUAAUUACUGCGUUCGUUUGCGACUUCUACUCAGGCGUACAGAGAGGACCAUCGUUUGACGUGUUUGACAUCAGAUUAUUACUCUGCAAUGAAUUGCAUUGGAAUCACGGUUAUACGUGUGUGGUGUCAAAUUUAGUGCAUCGAUGUCCUUGUGAGAACUUUGAAUUGCGACAUCCCUACGUUGUAAACGCCUGCAUUUAUAUUUGUCACUUUUAGAUAUGAGUUGAUGACUGAAUGCUGGAGGGAAGAUCCAACAACUCGCCCAAGUUUCGCAGACUUGGUGGGAAAACUGGAGGAGAUAAUGACCAGGGACGUACCAUACUGCGACUUGAACAAUUACGAUGAAACAAGUCCAUGGUACAGUGCUGCCCCUGAGACCUCCGAAGAAACGGAAUAGAAAAAUUGAAAGACUCGUUAGAGCUAAAGCCAAUUAAGAAAGAGUCAACUUGCCAACAUUCUUUGGCACUAUUGAGAAGGAGGAAAUAAGUUGGCAAAGAAGUUGGCAAAGUUUGAGGAGAUGAUUUAGAGAAUUAGUGGUUUUUGAAAACAGAGAUCGCUUUGAAAAGGAAUGUGAGAGAUCACGCAUAAGAACGAGCCAGACUGCAUAGAACUGAGAAGUUCUUAAUACUUCUAGAAGGUUAAUAAAUAAACCGUCC